AUGUCGUCCACUCAGAAGACUGCCAGGUGGAUGAUUACGCCCAAUCUGGGCCUGGACGGACUGCAGGAUGAAGUCGACGUUCCAGUCCCGCAGCUGACAGGUCGUCAAUGCCUCGUCCGCAUCAAUGCAGUAUCUCUAAACUAUCGAGAUAUCGCUAUGGCAACGGGGAGAUACCCUUUACCCACCAGCAAGUCCUUUGUCCCGGGUCUGCACGCUGUUCAUAAAGACCAUCAAGACGGUAUCAUCACGCCUGAGAUUCGACAGAGUACCCUUGGCAGCCAACGGUAUGGUGUGCUGCAAAAAUUGGCCGUCUUUGAGGAGACCGGGUUAGUCGCGUUACCCAAGAAUCUCUCGUACAUCGAAGGUGCAUGCUUGUCUUGUGCGGCCGUGACGGCGUGGAAUUGUCUGUUUGGCCUGGAAUCCCGAGCCCUGCGGUCUGGCGAACUAGUCCUCACCCAAGGCACCGGCGGGGUGUCCUUGUUUGCCAUCCAAUUCGCACUGGCCGUUGGAGCGGUCGUCAUUGCGACCACGUCGAGCCGGGACAAAGAACUCCGGUUGGAGGCACUAGGAGUUCAGCAUGUCAUCAACUACAAGUCGAAUCCUGACUGA
Messenger RNA from Cladophialophora psammophila CBS 110553, 609 nucleotides. RefSeq lists its product as uncharacterized. Bases 1 to 609 code for a protein of 202 amino acids. Gene Ontology annotation, molecular function: oxidoreductase activity. The record is from RefSeq and is a predicted model, not a curated record. The transcript has 2 exons. Lineage: Eukaryota; Fungi; Ascomycota; Eurotiomycetes; Chaetothyriales; Herpotrichiellaceae.